AGUGGAAGUGGAGCGCGAGAGGCCAGUGGUUGGCGGACCCCCAGCCUCCGUAGGAGAGACCAUGGACUCCGUAGUUGAGCCUCGGUGGCCUCCAGGCCUGGCAGUCAUGAAAACAAUAGAUGAUUUGCUGCGGUGUGGAAUUUGCUUUGAAUAUUUCAACAUUGCGAUGAUGAUUCCUCAGUGUUCACAUAACUACUGUUCUCUCUGUAUAAGAAAAUUUCUGUCCUAUAAAACACAGUGUCCAACUUGUUGUGUGACAGUCACAGAGCCGGACCUGAAAAAUAACCGUGUAUUAGAUGAACUGGUAAAAAGCUUGAAUUUUGCACGGAAUCAUCUGUUGCGGUUUGCCUUAGAGUCACCACCCAUAUCUCCUGCUUCCUCCUCUUCAAAGAACCUUGCUGCCAAAGUAGACACUCCUGUAGCCUUCAGACAUUCUUUAAAGCAAGGAAGCAAGUUAACAGAGAAUUUCUUGACCAGAGAAGCUAGUGGUUCUGCAUCAGAGUUGUUGAUAAAAGAGAGUGAAAAAAAAUUUAGCCCUCGAAAAGAGGUGGGCACUUCUGCAAAGACCAGAGAGACGCCUUCUAUAGAGAAGAGAGCUCUAGGCUCCUUGGAUGCUCAUGUUCCUGCGACACCCUCUACAUCGACUUUCAAACAAGUUACUAAAGUGGAUUGUCCUGUUUGUGGCGUUAGUAUUCCAGAAAAUCACAUCAAUACGCACUUAGACAGCUGUUUAUCACGUGAAGAGAAAAAGGAAAGCCUCAGAAGUUCUAUUCACAAAAGGAAGCCAUUGCCCAAAACUGUAUAUAACUUGCUCUCAGAUCGUGAUUUAAAGAAAAAGCUAAAACAGCAUGGAUUAUCUAUUCAAGGAAAUAAACAACAACUCAUUAAAAGACACCAAGAAUUUGUACACAUGUACAAUGCCCAGUGUGAUGCUUUGCAUCCUAAAUCAGCUGCUGAAAUAGUUCAAGAAAUUGAAAAUAUGGAGAAGACUAGGAUGCAUCUUGAAGCUAGUAAACUCAACGAAAGCAUAAUGAUUUUUACGAAGGGCCAAACAGAAAAGGAAAUCGAUGAAAUUCACAGUAAAUAUCGUAAAAAGCAUCAGAAUGAAUUUCAGCUUCUGGUGGAUCAGGCCAAAAAAGGAUACAAGAAAACUAUUGGAAUGUCAAAAAAAGAAGUAACGAAAAAAGAUGAAUCUGCAGAAAAGCUGUUAUCUGUAUGCACAGGACAGGAAGAUGAUAAAAUGGAAUUCUCAGAUAUACCCUUGGUAACAAACCACUUCCCUCAGUCAAAGCCGGACUCCCCGGGGAAAUCAGAGCCUGACAGAACAGAUGAUUCUUCUAGUUGUACUGACAUUCAAAUAGAAUCUUUUUCUUCACCAGAAUCGGAUUCAUGGAAUAGUUCCAGUUCAGACAUCAUAAGAGAUCUUCUAGAAGAAGAGGAAGCCUGGGAAGCAUCACAUAAAAAUGAUCUUCAAGACACAGAGAUAAGUCCAAGACUGAAUCGUCGCACAAGAUCAGCUGAAAGUGCUGAGAUAGAGCCGAGAAAUAAGCGGAAUAGGAAUUAGCGUGGGCUUUUGCUGACUUGCCCAGUGCAGUGAUCAGAAUAUGGUCCUUUUUGUUGCCAAGUAGAUUUCCUAUUCAUA
Ceratotherium simum simum (southern white rhinoceros) is the source of this 1642-nucleotide messenger RNA. RefSeq names its product RAD18 E3 ubiquitin protein ligase (gene RAD18). Gene Ontology annotation, molecular function: ubiquitin protein ligase activity; single-stranded DNA binding. NCBI's taxonomy places the organism in Eukaryota, Metazoa, Chordata, Mammalia, Perissodactyla, Rhinocerotidae. Gene Ontology annotation, cellular component: nucleus; Rad6-Rad18 complex. The record is from RefSeq and is a predicted model, not a curated record. Gene Ontology annotation, biological process: protein monoubiquitination; DNA damage tolerance.